Messenger RNA from Cornus florida, 1492 nucleotides. RefSeq lists its product as uncharacterized. Bases 193 to 1182 code for a protein of 329 amino acids. NCBI's taxonomy places the organism in Eukaryota, Viridiplantae, Streptophyta, Magnoliopsida, Cornales, Cornaceae. Gene Ontology annotation, biological process: protein transport. The transcript has 6 exons. The record is from RefSeq and is a predicted model, not a curated record.
AAAGGCUAAUCAAACUCUCAGACGGUCUCUUCGACGCAACAGAGUUGGUACUGUGGUACUUUGCGGUGUUGAUGUAAAUUGAUCAACAACCAAAUCACUCCGUCGCUCAACAAUCGUUUACAAUCAACAAUCUCAAAAGGGGUAGUUGGGUUUCUGUCAGAUUAGUCUCUGUUGUUUCAAUUUGGGGGAUCAAUGUCGCUUUUGAAUCAACUCUUCAACAGAGGCAUUCUUGGCGCUAAAUGCAAAACAUGCUUGAACUUGGCAAUCGCGCGAAUUAAAUUGCUGCAAAACAAGAGAGACAAUCAGCUCAAACUUAUGCGCAAGGAGAUUGCCCAAUUUCUGCAUGCUGGCCAAGAAGCCAUAGCUCGAAUCCGGGUUGAACAUGUUAUACGGGAACACAACACAUGGGCUGCAUAUGAAAUAUUGGAAAUGUUCUGUGAAUUCGUUCUUGUACGUGUUCCUGUUCUUGAUAGCCAGAAGGAGUGUCCUUUGGAAUUGCGGGAAGCUGUUGCAAGCAUAAUCUUUGCUGCUCCUAGAUGUUCAGAUUUGCCAGAUUUGUUGCAUGUCAGGACCUUGUUUGCUGCAAAGUAUGGGAAGGAGUUCAUAGCUGCUGCCUCUGAACUUCGGCCUGACACGAGUGUCAACCGCACGAUAAUUGAGAAACUUUCCGUUAGUGCUCCAUCUGCAGGAGUAAGGCUCAAGGUACUGAAAGAAAUUGCACAAGAGUAUAACGUGGCUUGGGAUUCUUCUAAAACAGAAGCAGAAUUUAGUAAAAGUCCUGAGGAUCUGCUGAAUGGACCAAAGCCCGUACCUAGUGCUGCACUUUCUCGAGCUCCCUCCAAACAGGAUCCUCCUGAACAUCCACCUUCUAGCAAAGCACAUCCUAUCAUGUCUACGGAUAAUAAACUAGGAGUCCAGUAUCAACAAUCACAAAGCCCUGGCAUGCCCUUGUUGGGUUCGGAGGGAACUGCACCAUCAGUUAAGGAUUGUAAUAUAGCACACGUUAGUGAUCCUAAAAUGGAGACAAUUCCACAUUCAUCCAGACCACAAUCAUCGGAUAUUUUGGAGAGAGCUCAAGCUGCUAUUGCUGCUGCGGAUCGUGCAUCAGCUGCUGCCCGUGCAGCUGCUGAGUUGGUUAAUGUUAAAUUUGGCUCUUUGAAAGUAGAAGAAAGCAAGAGUUAAAAGUUCUCCGUUGGAUUAUUUUGCUUUAAAUACGAAAGAUAAAAGAUCAAGGCAAUGCGUUCUUGACAUUCCUUGGGUUGGGUUAGGAGAAAUGUAUAUCCUCUGCUAAACUUUUAUCGAGUGCACUGUGGUGUUAUUAUAUAAUUUUCGAGCCGUUAUAUGUUCUUCUGGUUAAGAACCGAAGUGUUUACUUGUAAAAUGCAUUAUAUAAUGCUCUUUUCUCAGUUGCUAUCGUGUAUCUUAUUUUAGGUUCUGAUUAUUGAAUUGUGUAACUUGUAAUGCUUAUCAAUAUGAACUUGCACUUUUUGCA